ACCAGCUCCUCAAGAUGUACAAAGUUGCCUGCUUGGUCUUGGCCCUGUUCGCAGUGGCCAACGCUGUUCCCUCCACCUAUGAUACCGAGCACAUUUGGAAGGCUGGUAACCUGUCGUACAUCGUUCCCCAGAAUGCUAUUCUGGGUGGCUUCGAUCCCUAUGGCUUCAACACUUAUGUGGGUCGCGUGAAGUCUGGCAGUGACAUCCUGCCCGCCCGCGUGGUUGUGGAAACCGGCACCGCCUACUUCAACACCGAAACCACCUCCUCCAAGCUGCUGGUCUACGACAUCCUGGUGGCCGAGCGCAACCUGAGGUACGUCUGGGUGCGUAGCUUCGAUGGCUUCUAUGAGAAGGGAGCCGUUGCCGUUGGAACCAAUGUGAAGAACGAGCGUGUCUACUGCUGCCGGGCCAGGACGGAUGGCGGUGUCCUGAUCGGAACCCUCCUGCUCAGCCAGAAGCUCUGCAUCAUCAAGCACGAGACCCUGGCCCUGCGCAAGUUCGACAAGUACGAGGUGCUGGUAGCCCAGCAAUUUAAUGGAACGGUCUACUAUUAGAUCGAGUCACUUGUGAUGUCACUUACGAUCUCAGGGUCCCGUUUAAAGAUAAAUAAAAAGAAUAAAAAUAUUUAACUAAAA
This is a messenger RNA of Drosophila serrata, 635 nucleotides long. RefSeq lists its product as uncharacterized. The record is from RefSeq and is a predicted model, not a curated record. NCBI's taxonomy places the organism in Eukaryota, Metazoa, Arthropoda, Insecta, Diptera, Drosophilidae.